AUGUGUACGCGGGUACGAAAAGGCACCUACGUAAUCUCAUGGAGAGGAGAAAAAAAACCAUUGGUUGGGAACAAGAGGAUCGAGAGAGAGGGAGUGAAGGCAAAGAUAAACUCAGUCUUGGAGAAGAAACUUGAAGAACUCGAGUCUCUACUUGAAGUAGUCAAUUUUACCGACGAUGAUGAUCCCAAUCUUCGGAAAAUACAACUAGGAAUUUUAUUUGUGAGGACCCUUUUAGCGGCUGAGAUUUCGUCUCGACGGCUGCAUGUGGAAGGAGAAGAAGACGUUGACGAAAGGUUUGAUUGCUUAGCAAAGAGGUUAACCGAAAUAGAGGCUUCUAUCAUUAAUCAAUGGCCCGGUCAUCAUGAUAAUGGUUCACUGAUCAAAUCAGAAAUGGAAAGUUUGGAAACUAAUGAUGGUAUUAUCAACGGUGAAACCGGUGCGGAUUACUCGUCGGUCGGAUCUUGUCUGAACGAGUCUAGUAAAGCAGAAGAGGAGGAGGAGGAAGAAGUAGAGGCUGAGCAGUGGCCAAUGUUUCAAGAUGCGCCAUCGGAGGAGAUGGAAGAGGUUAAGUUUCCGGUGGCGGGCACGGUUAAGGAAGAGGUGAUGGAUAGAGAAGUGAAAGGGAAUGGGCGGGUGUGUUUUAGGGCUUUGGUUUAUUUCGGUUUGAUUGGUUUAGUUGGUGGUAUGAUCAGUUUAGUUGGUUAUAUUGGUGAUAGCAAUGAUAAUUUGCUUCUUACCCCUACUUAG
This is a messenger RNA of Camelina sativa (false flax), 747 nucleotides long. RefSeq lists its product as uncharacterized. NCBI's taxonomy places the organism in Eukaryota, Viridiplantae, Streptophyta, Magnoliopsida, Brassicales, Brassicaceae. The record is from RefSeq and is a predicted model, not a curated record.